GAAGUCCUUAACACGGCCAUUCUGACGGGCAAAACGGUGUCUGUUCCAGUCAAGGUUGUUGCCGUGCAGGAAGAUGGGUCUGUGGUCGAUGUUUCGGACUCCACCGAGUGCAAAUCAGCUGAUGAAGACGUCAUAAAGGUUUCUGACAGAUGUGACUCCAUCUUCGUUAAUGGCAAGGAAAUGAAAAGCAAAGUGGAUACUAUUGUUAACUUCACUUAUCAGCAUUUUACCACCCAAUUAGAAGUGACGGUCUGGGUUCCAAGGCUCCCGCUGCAGAUAGAGAUCUCUGAUACAGAGCUUAGCCAGAUCAAAGGCUGGAGGAUACCCGUCACCUCCAAUAAAAGGCCUACCCGUGACAGUGAGGACGAAGAGGAUGAUGAGAAAAAAGGAAGAGGUUGUACCCUCCAGUAUCAGCAUGCCAUGGUGCGAGUCCUCACACAGUUUGUAGCUGAAUCCUCUGAGUUUGGAGGCCACUUGACCUAUAUGCUAGGCUCCGAGUGGCAGUUUGACAUCACUGACCUUGUGACUGAUUUCAUGAAGGUAGAAGAACCCAAGAUCGCUAAGCUUCAAGAUGGCCGAGUUCUGGUUGGUCGUGAGCAUGGCAUCACCACAGUCCAGGUUCUGUCACCUCUUUCCGAUUCCAUCUUGGCAGAGAAGACAGUGAUAGUUCUAGAUGACCGCGUAACCAUUACAGAUCUAGGAGUACAACUAGUUUCAGGCUUGUCCCUCUCCUUACAAAUCAGCAAAGGAAAUAAGAGAGCUAUUGUUUCUACCAUCUCUGCAUAUGAUAUCCUUCAUACUCCGAAACAGGAAGCCAUAGUCAGUGCUUGGAUUUUGUUCAGUGAUGGGUCAGUGACGCCAUUAGAUAUCUAUGACUCCAAGGACUUCUCGAUCACCAUCACUUCACUGGAUGAGAUGGUAGUGUCUGCACACCAAAACCUUCAGUCCAAAUGGCCUGUGGUAGCGGCGGAAGGGGAUGGGCAAGGACCGCUGAUUAAAAUUGAAAUGGUCAUCAGUGAGCCAUGUCAGAAGACUAAGCGGAAGAGCAUUCUGGCUGUUGGGAAAGGAAGUGUCAAAGUGAAAUUUGGUCAAAAAGAUUCUGACCAAAAAGGAAGUGCUAAUGACAUUGAUGAUGUGGAUAGAGAUUUUAAAAGCCAUGCAAGCAAUUCUAUAGAGAAACCUGCAGAACAAGAGAGGACAGCACAAGAAUGGUCUAAAAACUAUGAGGACAUGUCCAGUCACGAGGACAAUGCAAACAAAAGCACAACUUUCAUAUCCCCUAUUGAUCCGGAGUCCCUGGAGGAUGGCCAGCUCCAAAGUAACCCAACUGCCUUCAUGGGUUUCCCUACGCAAGUAGAAAUACCAGGAGAAAACAACCCCAGCGAUCUCACAUUGACUUCAAGAGGAUUAACAGACUUGGAGAUUGGCAUGUAUGCCCUGCUGUGUGUUUUCUGCUUGGCAAUCUUGGUGUUUUUGAUUAACUGUGUGGCAUUUGCUUGGAAGUACAGGCAUAAAAGGUUUGCUGUCAGUGAGCAAGGCAACAUCCCCCAUUCCCAUGAUUGGGUCUGGCUUGGAAAUGAGGUUGAACUGCUGGAAAACCCAGUUGACAUUUCGCUCCCGUCAGAGGAGUGCACUACCAUGAUUGACAGAGGAAUGCAGUUUGAAGAAAGCAACUUUCUCCUUAAUGGGAGUUCUCAGAAGACUCUUCAUAAUCAUAUCCUCAGGUCUUCUGAGUACCUUUGUGAAAAAGAAGUUAAAAGUGAACCUAUAAAUCCUUCUGGGCCAAAGCAGAAGCGAGUAAAGUUCACUUCAUACACAACAAUACUGCCGGAGGAUGGAGGCCCCUACACUAAUUCAAUUCUGUUUGACAGUGAUGAUAAUAUUAAAUGGGUAUGCCAAGAUAUGAAUCUUGGCGAUUCCAAGGAACUUAGGGACUAUAUGGAAAGACUGCAAGACAAUAUGUAA
Molecule: messenger RNA, 1965 nt
Organism: Cariama cristata (Red-legged seriema)
Lineage: Eukaryota; Metazoa; Chordata; Aves; Cariamiformes; Cariamidae
Gene: TMEM132B
Product: transmembrane protein 132B
Exons: 5
Coding region: 181-1965 (594 amino acids)
Source: RefSeq, a predicted model, not a curated record